This is a messenger RNA of Linnemannia hyalina, 1776 nucleotides long. Lineage: Eukaryota; Fungi; Mortierellomycota; Mortierellomycetes; Mortierellales; Mortierellaceae. The record is from the annotation of a GenBank genome assembly.
AUGAAGAUGCGUCGCAGACACGAGGUUCUGACGGAGUUUCGGGAUAUGGGGAUAGCAACUGGUCCGCCAGUGGGUCUCCUUCAGGACAGCGUCAAGGUUAUCAUCAACAAGGCCAAGUUGGCGGUCCAUAUGAUGGCCACGCCUAUCGAACGACAGGGCCAGAAGACGUGUACCCGCCAGGACAGCACGAUCGUAGACACUAUCCCCAACGCCCACAGCCUCCACGACACUAUCAACAGCAGCAACAACAUCGUCACCAAACACCGUCGCACCACCAUCCACAAGGGCCACGACCACCACCUCCACCAAUUCGCCUUGUUCCUGGAGACAUUCUCCGAACUCCAAUUCCCUGUCCAACCACUAGACCGGUUCAAGGUCAAGUGUGCGCCUUUUCGACAGCCCACCGAGAUCGGGAGCUUUUCUUAUGACGAGAAACGGAAUUUUGUCAUGGACGAUUCGCAAUUGAAAUAUUACUUCCCACCGGAUUUGACAAAGCCCAACAACUUGUCGGUGAACUAUGACAAGUAUAUCACGCGGGACUUGAUGGUGGACGAACAUAUGGACGCGUUGCUGGAUGCUCUUAUCUGCAUCCGGGAUCGCGAACAACAAGAACAAGAACAACAAGAACAAGACGACAAGAGGCAGGAGCAACCGCAGCAGACCGCAAGUAUGACACAGGCAGAUUUCAUAUGUUACAGAGGUCUUCUCACAAAGAUCAUGUGCACGCCCUAUACCAGGAACGAGCCUUGGGAGAUGGGCGCCACACUCUACAACGGAUCUAUAUACAUAGAAGAACACGUUUCGACAGAGCGCCGAGAGAAUGCCGCAGGAUCGAACGAUCGACACAAGUUGAUGUCCUAUUGGGGGUACCGAUUCGAGACCAUCUGUAAUAUCUCUAAACCUGUCUCGGAACUGCGAAGGAUCAGAACCAAGACCAAGAAACGUGGCGCAUCGCUGUCGUCUUUAACUGAUAGUGUUCCUCUCAGUAAAGUCACCAGGCUCGGUCAGCAGGAGGAAGGACGACAGCCUGAAGGUGAUGUUGUUGGCCUGUCGUCAGAUACACAGGGGCGCGUCGAGGACCAGGCUGGGGAUAGUGAUGGGAAAGACGGCGUGAAAGAGAAAAAGGAGGAGGAGGAGGAGGAGGAGGAGGAGGAGGAGGUAGAUGAACUGACGGCAGGGAUGACGUAUCAGAUCGACUUGGAAGAUCCAGAACUGACAGGUCGUUUGGACGGGAUAGUCGACACCAAUCUGCAGUAUUGUACCGUGGCCCGGACGAAGAUCGGCAAGAACAGUAUCAUCAUGGGCGCAGAAGUCGACUGUACCUCAGUAGAGCCCAAGAAAGCACCGCCUCACAACCCACUCUCAAACUACAUCGAACUCAAGACCUCACGCGUAAUCUCGAGUGCCCGAGAACAAAACAACUUUGAACGGCACAAGCUGCUAAAGUUCUGGGCACAGUCGUUCCUUCCAGGAAUUCCAACCAUCAUUGUGGGCUUCCGAGACGACGACGGCAAUGUGGUCACGGUCGAGACCUUCAAGACCAUGGAAAUCCCGAGGCUCGUGCGUGGGAAAGAUGGCGCAUGGGACACGACGAUAUGUAUCAAUUUUUUGGACGCCGUCCUCAACUUCCUCCGCAAACAGAUCAAAGUCGACGACCCUGAAGUUUCGUACACAAUCCGGUGGGCGCCCCCUUACAAGGCCAUCGAAGUCGAGUGUAUGGGCAAGGGUCCCUCAUUCCUUACAGAACGCUUCCUGAAUAGCAAGAAUAAACUCUGA